Messenger RNA from Vidua macroura (Pin-tailed whydah), 2642 nucleotides. RefSeq lists its product as uncharacterized. The transcript is spliced from 3 exons. Gene Ontology annotation, molecular function: nucleic acid binding; RNA-DNA hybrid ribonuclease activity. Gene Ontology annotation, biological process: DNA integration. The coding region runs from base 224 to 1684 and encodes 486 amino acids. Lineage: Eukaryota; Metazoa; Chordata; Aves; Passeriformes; Viduidae. The record is from RefSeq and is a predicted model, not a curated record.
AUUUUUGCAUUUGAAUGGGAAAACCCCAAAACUGGACGGAAGAAUCAGCUCACAUGGAGAAGGGCAGUUGCUCCAGUACGUGGACGGCCUCCUGAUAGCCACCCAGACCCAGGAAACAUGCGUGGACUGGACGCCUUUAUAUGCCCUGAUCACGGAAGGGAGCAGCGAUCUCCAGUGGACAAGAGAAGCAACCCAAGCCUUCGAUCAACUAAAGAAGGCCCUCAUGUCAGCUCCAGCUUUAGGACUUCCAGACGUGAGUAAACCAUUUUUCUUGUUUUCCCAUGAAAAGCAAGGGAUUGCCUUAGGAAUAUUAGCACAGAACUUGGGCCUGUAUCGGAGAGCAGUGGCUUAUCUCUCCAAACAGCUGGAUACGGCAGCUAAAGGAUGGCCAGGGUGUCUCAGAGCUGUUGCAGCAGUGGCAGUGAACAUCCAGGAAGCGUGCAAAUUCACCCUGGGCCAGAAGAUGACUGUGCUAGUGUCCCACACAGUGUCUGCAGUCCUUGAGGCAAAAGGGGGACAUUGGCUCUCUCCACAGAGGUUUCUGAAGUACCAAGCUGUACUAGUAGAACAAGAUGAUGUUGAAAUUGUGGUAACUAACAUUGUGAAUCCAGCUUCCUUUCUCAGCGGGAGUAUGGGAGAACCAGUGAUCCAUGACUGUCUGGAAAGCAUUGGAGCCACCUACUCCAGCCGCCCGGAUCUGAAGGACACCCCACUCGAAGGUGCUGAGGCUUGGUUUACUGAUGGAAGCAGCUAUGUCAUCAGUGGAAAAAGGCACGCUGGAUAUGCGGUUACCACAAGCAGAGAGGUAAUAGAGUCUGGACCCUUAUCAGCAAACACCUCUGCACAGAAGGCUGAAAUAAUUGCCUUAACUCGAGCCUUAGAGCUGGCGAAAGGAAAGGAGAUUAAUAUCUACACGGACUCAAGGUAUGCAUUCGGGGUGGUUCAUGCACAUGGAGCUAUUUGGAGAGAGAGAAGACUAUUGAAUUCGCAAGGAAAGAAUAUUAAACAUGCACAAGAAAUAUUGAGACUACUAGAUGCAGUACAACUACCUGAGAAAGUAGCCAUCAUGCACAUUAAGGCACACCAAAAAGUGAGCUCUGAAUUGGAAGAAGGGAAUAUGCUGGCGGACAGAGAGGCAAAAGACGCAGCCAAAGGUGAGGUAUUUGAGGAGACAGUGGAAGCAACAUUGAUCCCAGAUGGAAAAAUUUCUAUUGAAGGUAAGCCAGUGUACAAUAAAAAGGAUAAGAAACUUAUUAAGGCAGAAAAAGCAAAUUAUAAUCAAGAAGGAUGGGCUGUAACAGAGGAAGGGAGACUUAUAGUGCCUUCCUAUUUGUUGUGGUCAUUAGUGCAGAAAGAACAUGAAAAGACACAUUGGGGAACAGAUGCCCUGUAUAACCAUCUGAAAGGAAAAAUUAUAGCUAGAAAACUACAGGGUACAGUAAUACAAGUAACUCGUCAGUGCAGCCUUUGCCUCCAAACUAAUCCCCAAAACAUUCCAAAGCCUAAAGUUGGACAAAUUGGGAAAGGUUGUGGACCUGGGCAGCAGUGGCAAAUCGAUUUCACAGAAUUACCCAGAAAGGGGGGAUAUCAUUACCUCCUGGUAUUGACUGAUACCUUUUCAGGUCGGCCAGAAGCUUCUCCUACUAGGACAGCUAAAGCACGAGAGGUAACCAAAGCAUUGUAGCAAGAAAUAAUACCGAGGUUUGGAGUUCCAGCCACCAUAUCCUCAGAUAGAGGGCCACAUUUUAUUUCCAAAAUUGUGCAACAGAUUAGCCACCACCUGGGGAUAGACUGGGAGCUACAUACCCCAUAUCAUCCUCAAUCGAGUGGCCAAGUGGAAAAGAUGAAUCAUUUGAUUAAACAACAAAUUGUGAGAUUGGGACAAGAGGCAAACCUACCUUGGCCCCAGGCUCUCCCAUUAGCAUUAUUGCGAAUCCGGACAAAACCAAGGACAAAAGAAAAACUGAGCCCCUUUGAAAUAUUAUAUGGAAGGCCAUUUGCAGUUCAGGAAGGAACCACACCGACACAAGUAGGGGAGGAAACCCUACAUAAGUAUAUGGUAGCCCUGAAUAAACAACCAAGGGAAGUUCAAAAAUAUGUGGCUGGAGCACAAAACAGAGAAUUAGAUGGACCAGUACACAAUGUACAACCUGGGGAUUAUGUAUAUGCUAAGUCUUUUGCAGAAAAAACCUUGGAACCGCAGCGGGAAGGACCAUGCCAGGUGGUCCUCACCACCUUUACUGCAAUCAAGAUCAAAGAACAGAAGGCCUGGAUCCAUCACUCCCGAGUGAAGAAAGCCCCUGAGGGAGUCUGGAAAGUGACACCAGGUGACAACGAACUGAAGCUGAAGUUCACCUGGAACAGCAAAUAAAUGGACCUAUAGAAAUCAUGGACAUAAUGGAGAAGGUCGUAACUAUUACAGCCAUUGCUAUAGUUGUAACAGGAGCCCAUACAAUGCCACGCAGGUACAACGUAACUGGAAUAUACCGGUGCCAAGGCAGGGCCUACGAUCCCCACUCUCGUAAGGCCCUAAACGAGAUUCUAAAGGUCACAAAUGCACAUUUGUGGGAAGGGAGAAAUGUUUGAGGAUGUAAUUAUACGACAAGGCUGUGUCUGUCUCAGGACAGCAUGCCCCACCGUAA